AUGGAGUAUUUUGAACAAGAAGCACGACAGAUGAUGGCUGGGAUCGUUGGAGGUGUGGAGGAGGAGGAGGUUGGCGGUUUUUGGGACUGCCGUAGUUUAUGCGCGAGGGUUUGGGUAGGUGUGGAUGAUCCAUUGGUACCAGAAGCAUUGGGGUUGAGAAUCAAUGAAGAUGAUAGUUUUAGACUAUACACAGCGGCUAUUUGGGCUCACCGACAUAUGUCGGAAGUCAGGUUCACAUGGAUCCCAGAGAGCUAUGUCCAAGAAUUCCAAUGUAGGUUUACGGAGAAUUGGGUUGGAUUGAUUGCAAAUGGUUUUCGUUAUCAACUUCUGGAGGGAAGGGAUUUGCCGUGGCAAAUUGAUAACACCUGGGGAAGGAGUGAUGGAGACCGGGGAGGCGGUAGAUGUGGAGGAAUGCGUACUAGGGAACUAACGACAGAGGAUCCACCAGUUAAUUUGCCAUCACCGUCAAACUUCCCAGUGGAUCUGGAUAGAGUGGAGGAAAUUCCCUGGGAGACAAGACCGAGGAUCUAUGAGGAGGAUGGAGAGGUGAAGGAGGAGGAGCUUAUCAAUGUUAAUGGUCAAACGCAAGCUCUCCGCCCGGGUCCGCCAUCGUGGGACGGAUUCUUCACAACUGACAACCAGAAGGAACUACCGGAGUGGUGGGAACCAGACUUUUUCAUUUUAGCCAAAAGAUGGGUGCUAGACAACGGUGGAGAAGAAAAUGGGGAAUUAAAUGCGGGAUGUCAGGAAAUUAUUGAUGGGGGAAAGAAAGUUCAAAUUUUAGGUGAAGUGUUUAAAUGCGGUUUAGAUAUGAAUGACCCUAUGAAAAAUUGUGGCUUAAGGGGAUUUGAUUUGAUGGAACCAUUCACGGAAGAAGCAAAAGAGGAGGAGGUGAUGGGGCAAAAUGACGAUAAUUCAAUGGAGGAUAAUGAUGAAGAUGAAGAUAUGGAGGAUCUUCUAGGUCUGGCGUAUAGGGUGUGGAAUGAUGGCCAGGCUGGAAAUAGAGGGGGCGAAAAUUAA
Molecule: messenger RNA, 1020 nt
Organism: Oldenlandia corymbosa var. corymbosa
Lineage: Eukaryota; Viridiplantae; Streptophyta; Magnoliopsida; Gentianales; Rubiaceae
Source: the annotation of a GenBank genome assembly